This is a messenger RNA of Kuraishia capsulata CBS 1993, 477 nucleotides long. RefSeq lists its product as uncharacterized. The transcript is spliced from 2 exons. Lineage: Eukaryota; Fungi; Ascomycota; Pichiomycetes; Pichiales; Pichiaceae. Gene Ontology annotation, molecular function: transcription coregulator activity. Bases 1 to 477 code for a protein of 158 amino acids. Gene Ontology annotation, cellular component: mediator complex. The record is from RefSeq and is a predicted model, not a curated record. Gene Ontology annotation, biological process: regulation of transcription by RNA polymerase II.
AUGUCUGGGCUCUCGAAAUCACCAACCCCAAUAUCGCAUACCGUUGCCUCUGCGUCGGUGUCGGGGACGCCGCGAUUGGGGACGCCGCGAUUGGGGUCUCCGGUGGUCUCUGGAAAUGGUGAAACAGAAGAAGCUAAUUCGGUAAACCCAGAAGAGUCUGAGGUUGACCAGAUGCAGCUGGAACAAAAAACAUUAGAUGAACUCAAGAGCAUAGAGUUGUUGCCGCUGCUGUUAGAUCUGGUGGAAGGACUCAAGAUCAGACGGAUAUCGCCAAAGGACUUUGACAAUGCUGCUGGAAGAAUACGGGUGAGAGUAUCACGGAUGAGAACACUCCUCAACGGGAUUGAGGGACUGGACGAAUCGCACCAGUCGCGGCUGGCCAAGAUGAAAACUAUGGACGACCGUAUAUCGCGAAAAAGGGUUGUUUUGGAGACUUUUCGUGACUCUGUGGCAGAGAGGUUAGACAUUGAGAGUUAA